Messenger RNA from Neltuma alba, 1380 nucleotides. RefSeq names its product 3-ketoacyl-CoA synthase 7-like. The record is from RefSeq and is a predicted model, not a curated record. The transcript has a single exon. Gene Ontology annotation, cellular component: membrane. The coding region runs from base 1 to 1380 and encodes 459 amino acids. NCBI's taxonomy places the organism in Eukaryota, Viridiplantae, Streptophyta, Magnoliopsida, Fabales, Fabaceae. Gene Ontology annotation, molecular function: acyltransferase activity, transferring groups other than amino-acyl groups. Gene Ontology annotation, biological process: fatty acid biosynthetic process.
AUGGAUUCUCUUCUUUCUGAAUUUUCAUCUCUUUCUUCAAGCUUGUCUGCAGUACUACUUCAAGGUUUAGUAACUCCGACACAAACCUUAGCAGCCAUGUUUAUUCUCAUCAUAGUACUAUUUUUUCUGAAGUUAAGGUCAAGAAAUGUCUACCUUGUUGACUUUGCCUGUUUUCUGCCACCAAACAACCUACGAGUUCCUCCCUCCAACUUCAUAGAACACUCUGAGAUCUGUGGUAUCACCAGAGAAGCCAUUGAUUUUGAGUCCAAAGUGUUUGAAAGAUCUGGGAUUGGACCUGAAGCUUGCAUGCCUGAUUCAGUUCAUGAGAUCCCACCUAAUGAAUCACUCAAGAAUUCUCAAGAAGAGAUUGAACUAGUCCUCUUCACUAUAGUCCAAGACCUUCUUAACAAACACAAAGUCCAUCCUAAGAACAUAGACAUCCUAGUAUCAAACUGUAGCCUGUUCUGUCCCACACCUUCCAUAACUUCCAUGAUCAUCAACAAGUUUGGUUUCAGAAGCAAUAUAAAGAGUGUGAGCCUCAGUGGUAUGGGAUGCAGUGCUGGUAUGUUAUCAAUAAGCUUAGCUAAAGAUCUUCUUAAAGUCCAUAAAAAUUCUUUAGCUUUAGUUCUAAGUAUGGAAGUCGUAGCUCCAAAUGGUUAUAGAGGUACUACCAAAUCCAAGCUUAUUCCCAAUGUGUUGUUCAGAAUGGGAGGAGCUGUCAUUUUACUAUCUAACAAGAAAGAAGACAAGAAAAUGGCCAAAUAUGAGUUAAAGCACCUUGUGAGGACUCAUUUAGGAUCAAAUGAUAAUGCCUAUAAGUGUGUUUACCAAGAGCCUGAUGAAGCUGGACAUGUGGGAGUGUCCUUAUCAAGGGCACUUCUAAGAAUGGCUGCGCUAGCUUUGAGGACAAACAUCACAACUUUAGGCCCUCUUGUGUUGCCUUACUCCGAGCAGAUUCAAUUCGCGUGGUCAGUGAUUCGUCGGAGAAUCCAAUGGGGAGAUGACAACCAGAAGGCAGCAUAUGUGCCAAAUUUCAAGAAGUCAUUUGGGCACUUUUGCAUACAUGCAGGGGGCAAGGGGGUGAUAGAUGCAAUAGAGGAGAGUUUGAAGCUGAAGAAGGAAGAUGUGGAGGCUUCAAGAAUGACAUUGUACAGAUUUGGUAACACUUCAUCUUCUUCACUUUGGUAUGAACUGUGUUAUUUGGAGGCAAAAGGAAAGGUGAAGAAAGGAGAUAGGGUUUGGCAAAUUGCAUUUGGAAGUGGCUUCAAAUGUAACAGUGCAGUGUGGAAAUGCAUAUUUGAUAUUGACCCAACUCAAAAAAAUGCUUGGUCUGAUAUGAUCCAUUUGUAUCCAAUCAAGAUACCUGAGUUUGACUCUUAA